This is a messenger RNA of Clarias gariepinus (North African catfish), 1867 nucleotides long. It is a transcript of the gene tafa5l, whose product is annotated as TAFA chemokine like family member 5, like. The record is from RefSeq and is a predicted model, not a curated record. NCBI's taxonomy places the organism in Eukaryota, Metazoa, Chordata, Actinopteri, Siluriformes, Clariidae. The transcript has 6 exons. The coding region runs from base 739 to 1137 and encodes 132 amino acids.
UGUCCUGAACCCGGGCUCAGAGACAGAGGACAGCCCGCGAGCUCUGCAUCACUGCAGCCGAUCCCGUUUGCCUCGCGCGUACUAAGUAGGAUGUAGUCCAUGAUCUGUGUGUGCCGGAGUACUAUCGGAACACACUAUUCAGUUCGGUAGAAUGCGGUUGGAUUAGGUCCAGUGUGCUGCUUUCUACUGUAGGUGGCGUAAUACUGAGACAUAGUGUUGAGUACGGAAGGAUGCGGUACUGGUACUGUUCGGUACAGCUGCAGUACAGGUGCGACAUCUGACCCAAGGAGGUUCAUCCACGACCAGACAUAUCUGAUAAGAGAUGAUUGGAUUAACACAGUGUUGCUUUCUGGAGACCAAGCAGUAACACCUCACAAACUUGUACAUUUUCUUCAGGACACAAUCUGGACCUUUGGAAUCAAGAGCUCAUUGAUAUUGUGUGUGGAUAUAUCAGUAGCCCAUGCCUGAAAUGCUGGACAUGGUUGUUUCAUAACCUCAGACCUUGAACUGGCAAACAAGGAGCGUUUAACUGGCUUGUGGGCCACCGGAAGCUUCUUUCAAGGAUCAUUGUAGGAUCCCACUGGGGUGGACUGAGACACGGUCUCAUUCUUUUGUGCUUUUGACUCUCUCUGGACAUUUCUCACAUGGACCCACCCAUGGCAGUGAGACAGUGCUCUGUGAUUUUCCACUAACCCCGUCGUUGGUAGUGUGGUUCGGUGGGAACGGGGUGGAGGGAGGAUGCAGGCCGGACUGCGGGUGCUGUGCGCCGGUGGAGGCGCUUCUCUCUGCUGCCUGCUCCUGCUGGGGCUCAUUUACACACAUCUCCUCAAAGAAGGUCAGUUGGCGGUGGGCACGUGUGAGAUUGUGAUGUUAAACAGAGACAGCAGUCAACCCAAGCGCACCAUCGCCAGACAGACGGCCCGCUGUGCCUGUCGGAGAGGCCAGAUCGCAGGCACCACACGGGCACGACCAGCAUGCGUGGACGCGCGGAUAGUGAAGAGCAGGCAGUGGUGUGAGAUGACCCCGUGUUCAGAGGGAGAAAUCUGUGGCCUGCUGUUCAAUCACUCUGGCUGGACCUGCACCAAGGGAGGAGGACGAAUAAAAACCGUCACGCCACUGCCAAAGGAGCCAUCUUAAAGGAUCUCAACUGGGAGGAGGUCUAUAGACAUUCACGUGAACAUUGAGGACCAGACGACAUCCAUCAGACCAGCACAUCUUAUCUUAACCAUCCUCCCAGCCCAUCCCCGGAGCUCAUACAAGACCCACCACCACCGAGCCACCACCGAGCCACCAGUCUCCUCCACCACCACAUCCUUACCGGAGCCUGACUUUUUGGAUACGACCAGUCAAACACCUCCAGCGGGACAUUUUAGUGUCCUUCUUAUCGGUUUAUAAUGAGAUCAUUGGCAAAAGAACUGCAAGACGUAUAAAUCAGUUUUAAGGCCAGAAAGAAGCACACAUCGCUUCAAGCCUCUAAAGAUGCAGAACAAGCUGCUGACAUGGAGUGUAGGAGUAUAACAUAAUCCUGUUUGAUUUGCUUCAACAUCCAAAAAAAUAAAUAAAAAAAUGAAGAAUCACUCAGACUCUUGCUCCAGCCCAGAGACGAUCACGUCUUAAAGACACAAAGCGUUUUUUUUGGGUUUUUUUUCGUUUUAAACACCAUGUGUAUCUCAUAACGUUAACGUUGACAAGACAGUCUGCAGAUUGAAACGGACAAUCUUAUCAUAUAAUCAAGCAGCUGAUGGGACUCAUUGCUUCACCAUGUUAGACUUCUUGACCUGAUUCUCCUGUUAAUGAAAAUGGGAAGUCUUUGAUAGUAUCGACCUUACUGUCUGCUAUUUUCAAGUGUAAAAAAAAAAAAAAACAA